AUUCUUCACAACUCCAUCACCAGUACCAACAUACUCCAUUCUUCUCUAUUUUCAAGCUUCACCUACCAAUCCUCCAAAAUCAAAAUGGUUUCCAUCAAGUCUCUCGCCGUCAUCCUCUUCGCCGCCACCGUCACCGCAAUCCCCGUUGCUGGUGGAGAAGGACAUGGCAACAACGUCAAAGUCGAGGAUAAGAGUCAGCGCUGCCCGAAACAGGAGCAGAAGAUUUUCUGCUGCAACGAUGCCAGAGAUGCCAAGGCUGUUGGUUCCCACACUGGUAUUUUGGACAGAAUGGCUGUCAAGUGUAACAUUGUUCCAGUCGAUGUGCUUGCCGGUGAGCAAUAUUUCUCCCUCCGAACCUUUAAUACGAGGAUCGAACACAGCUAAUUGAUUGAAUAGUGCAUGUUGUCUCCAGUGCCAGCCAGUGCAGCGCUAAGAGUGCUUGCUGUACCAGCGAGCAGAGCCAGGUUUGUCCCCCCUCCCCCUCCUACAUUGAAGAUUAACAGUCGCUAACUGAUAUUCUGCAGAAUGGUCUCGUCAACAUCGCUGCUGGGUGCGUUGCUUUUGCCGGCAACUAAGGAGGAUUCGAAUGUGUGAAUAUGUUAUGAGGAGGGCGGUUUUAAGGGAAAUGGAGCGACAAGACCUAGUGUUUAUAUCUUAAUUCAUAAUUAUCUGUUUUGCUAUGCUACCUUGAUCCAAUGUGCAAACUAUUCCGUGAAGCGAAUUUAGACUUCUACUCCUAACUUAUGCCACAAUCGAAAACGUCAUAUACCCAAUUUAUUCAAUCUUUGGCAAAUUAUUCCUGGAAUACUAGUACAAUCUACGACCCGGAAGAACUCGAUGAAAACACCCCUAGCACUUUGUUCACUGGAAGUCUUCAAUCCCGAGGAAUCACUUGUGCCAUCCCCGACAGUAGAGGCAGUCUGGUAUCACAACCCCACACGAAAAUCUUGGCCACUAUAUCCGCGAUGCAAAAGACACCUCCCUUCCACACUCUAGGCGUCGGAAUCGAACAAGGGGCAAGUGACGUAUAGCCACGGGCCAUGAGUAAGCACUGAGGAUUGAAUCUCGUACGAAAGAGAAACCUAUCGAGCAACUGCUAGUAAAAAAAAAAAACAUGUAUCUCGAGAGAUGCUACUUUGAGCGUCGUCGAAUACUGGGCAGCUAUUUGUGGACUUAAGCCUCCACCGGGAGCAGGUGAAAAGGCAGCUUUUGCGCGGGCGCAAUGUCCCACACGUUGUACGGCGGUCGAAUAUACAUCCUCAAGCUACACUUUCUGAUACCGCCCCGAGCAUCCAGUUUAAAGCUCAAACCUCCUACUGUUGGUAAAUCUCGACAUCAAUCCAGUCGUCUUGCUUGUUCGCCCUUCUUUUUUUCUUGUCCUGCAACGGGCCAUGGCGGGUAAUAGAACAUAGCAAGAACAGGAAGAGAGAGCAGGAAGGAGGCCUUUCGGAAUUUCAAAUAUACGGGAGAAGCAAGAAAAAAACUCCGAGUGGGUGCCGGAGCAGUCGGUACACGAUAGAGGGCAAGUGCCCCACAUGGAAGUGUGUGUACUAGUACUAUACAACCGACAGCCCAGGUGGUGUUGUAGCUCGUAUCAUAUCCGAAGCAAUUGUUGGCCAACCCGAUUGUGAGAAACAUAAUUUGGUUUCCGGCUCACUUUCUCAUCUAGUA
Tuber aestivum (summer truffle) is the source of this 1671-nucleotide messenger RNA. Lineage: Eukaryota; Fungi; Ascomycota; Pezizomycetes; Pezizales; Tuberaceae. The record is from the annotation of a GenBank genome assembly.